Tripterygium wilfordii is the source of this 1369-nucleotide messenger RNA. Its product is annotated as F-box protein At2g27310-like. NCBI's taxonomy places the organism in Eukaryota, Viridiplantae, Streptophyta, Magnoliopsida, Celastrales, Celastraceae. Gene Ontology annotation, molecular function: protein binding. The record is from RefSeq and is a predicted model, not a curated record. Bases 77 to 1111 code for a protein of 344 amino acids. The transcript has a single exon.
CUUCCACAUUCCAUCGUUACCAUCACAACUCUAUAACUGAACAACUUAAGCCAAACGUCUUGCCUUUGUGAUAGCUAUGGACUCUUCUUGCAGCUCUGCAACAAACUUCGAUCAAGGCGGAGGAACCACCAUCUCCACCGUCCAUCCCGACAUCAUCCAGACCCACAUACUCACCAGACUUGAUGGCCCCACGCUCGCUUCAGCCGCUUGUGUCUCCUCCCAAUUACACGCUCUCUCCACCCAAGACAAACUUUGGCGACAUAUUUGCUCUUCCACUUGGCCAUCCGUCGACGACCCACGUGUCAGUAACUUAAUUUCCGCCUUUCCCGCCGGUCACCGGUCAUUCUACAACGAUUCUUUCACGAUCCUCGAUCAUAAUCAACAACUUCUCAAGCGCAAUCCCGAAAGCUUGGUUCCUACAUCAAAAUUGGUAUCAGCCGUUGAUAUUUUUUAUAAAGAGAAGCUUAUUUUCUCCAGAGUACAGGAGAUGGAGACCGUAUCGGGUUGGUUUUUGUGUUCUCCGUUUCGGGUCGAUUUACUUGACCCGAAGGAAACGGUUUCAACACCGGUUACAAAGGUUGGGGAAAACGAGGCCUGGCUCAAACAUAUGGAAGAUAACUUGAAAUUGAGUUGGAUAGUAAUUGACCCGACCCGGAGAAGGGCGGCCAACAUAUCGACCGGGAAGCCGGUGUUUGUUCAAAGGCACUGGUUGACAGGGGAGGUGCAGGUCCGGUUCGGGUCAAUCAUGGUAGGCGAGGGACGGCGGGGAUCGGAGACGGAGUUUGUGGAUUGUGGGGUGGUGGUGACGUGGGGAGGAAAGGAGGGAGGGGAGCUACAUGUGAGCGAGGUGAGUAUGGUGGUGGAGGACAUGGAAGGAAGGAAUCUGAAUGGGAGGGAUAGUUUGGUAAUUUUGCAAGAUGCCUUGGAUGCUGGGAAGCGGAGGAAGGUAAGGAGCGGAAAAGAAGGGAAAGAAAGGUAUGAAGAAUACGUGGAGAGGAAGAGAGAGAGGAAUGGAGGAAAGCAGAGGAGGGAGAGGGCUUUGGACAUGGCUUGCAUUGCGACAGGGGUUACUGUUUUCCUGUCUUUUUGGACGUUCAUUUUGUUCAGAUGAAAGAGACUCACACUUAAUUUGCCCUCAUAAAUUUAGUAAACAGAAAACAGGUAAAUAGGGAAAAUAUGGUUAUUUGUCAUUUUGUUGUAUACAUAAUACUACAUUCUUUUUAAUGUUUAUUUCAAGAAAAAGAAAAGGAAAGGCAGAUGUUGUAAACUGCUAUAUUGUUUGGUAUUUCGACGGCUAUGCGAUGCUGCAAGUCAAAGUUUGUUAAGAUAUCAAAUGAAGCGAAUGAUUGAAAGAACAUGCUUCGUUUAA